UGGCAAGGUAGGCAGGAGAGGAGAGAGCAGCAGUGGAAGGUAUUGUGGAAGACGCUGCCAGGAUCGUUACGUCAUGUUGCUUGCUUGCGCCUCCCUCCUCCCUCACACUGCCUCGCUCACCCCGUCACCUGUCCCCCUCCUCUUACCUCGGUCACGCUGACAAAACCUGACUAUUAGUUCUUCCUCGCACGAUUGUCAGUGCCAGACCUCUCAACAGAUGACAGGUGAAUUAGGGGUACUUAUCUUGAUGAGAGGGGCACCUUCACCCUGGCAGACCUUUACCCCACCUUGAAUCUGUUGGUUUACCAGAAAGGAAUUCAAAAGUGAAGAUAAAAGUAUGGCAAGGGUGUAUGUUGGAGGAUUACAUUACAAUUGUAAGGAGAGAGAUUUGGAGAGGUUUUUCAAGCGUUAUGGCAGACUUCGUGAUUGUUUGAUAAAAAAUGGUUACGGAUUUGUGGAGUUUGAGGAUGAGCGGGAUGCUGAUGAUGCUGUGUAUGAAAUGAAUGGCCGUGAGCUUCUCGGUGAAAGAGUCACAGUUGAACAUGCAAGAGGGCUACCAAGAAGAGGGGGAUAUUCUGGAUUUGGUGGUGGGGGUGGUGGCGGCGGCGGAGGUGGUGGUGGUGGCGGCGGUGGCGGUGGUGGAGGAGGUGGAGGACGUGAUCGUGAUAGAGAUCGUCGGCCUGCUUGGCUUGACAGCCGAAAAGCAGCGGAGAGAGGAAUGGAUAGCAGCAAUUCGAAGAGAAAGAUGGCAUCCCACAAAACAUUUGGCUGGUAUGGCCCACCAACCCGGACACCCUACAGGGUCAUCGUUGAAAACCUUUCAUCACGCAUCAGUUGGCAGGAUCUCAAGGAUUAUAUGCGUAAAGCUGGAGAAAUUACAUUUGCUGAUGCUCACAAACAUCGUCGUUAUGAAGGUGUUGUGGAGUUUGCUACCCGUUCAGAUAUGAAGAGGGCCAUUGACAAGUUAGACGAUACUGAACUUAAUGGGCGACGCAUUCGUUUGAUUGAGGACCGUUCUCGAUCAAGAUCUCGCUCGCGUCGUCGUUCAAGGACAAGAUCGCGGUCACGGUCCAGGAGGUCUCGUUCACGCUCAAGGUCACGUACAAGAAGCCGGUCUCGUUCUCGUGGGUCACGAAGAUCUCGCUCUAAGUCACGAUCUAGGUCUAGGUCAAGGGAUUCACGUUCACGGUCAAGGUCAAGGUCACAUUCAAGGUCACGUUCAAGAUCAAGAUCCAAGUCACGCUCCAGAUCAAGAUCGAAAUCCAAUGAUGCAAAGAGAUCAAAAUCUAGAGAACAUGAUAGCCGCUCAAGGUCUGGUUCUCGCAAGUUGUCGCCAGAACCUACUAGCAAAUCUAAAGAUGACGACCAAACCCGAAAUGAGUCCCGCAGUCGCUCAAGGUCCAGAUCACGCUCUCCUGUAAAUGCAAAACUGGAAGUCUCAAGGUCACACUCACGAACACCAUCUCGAUCACCUAGACCUAGAGAAAGUCGUUCACGAUCACAGUCUCCUCAAGAGAACGGACACGACCAACCUGAUAAUGAAUAAGGAUUUCAUUUAGGGCUUAAAUAAUAUCAUUAUAAAUAUGCUGAUGAUAUUUUCAAAAAGUAAUAAGCAUAUUAAGAUAUCUUUAUUGAUGAAAACUUUUUUUUUUAAAGCUUAGUUUAAUGCAUCAAAGGUACAUUACAAAAGAUCGCUAAUUUGACAUAUUGUAUUUAUAUCCUAUUAUGGUGAUACAAAGAAACUGAUUUGAUAUACUGUACUUCAUCCCAUUAGGGUGAUAGUUGUGUGUGGUUUACAUGAAGGCACUGUAUGAGGGUAGACCUGAUAGUAAUCCUUGCCAUUUUAGUGUAAACAGCAUGAUUAAGUUCUUUGUAUAUUUCUUGCCACUUAAAAAAAAUUCUUGUUCUGGUUAUUUUUGUGUAAUUGAUUCACAACUUGUAAUGAAUAUAAUGGGUGUCAUUCAUCGUUUCUCUUAAAUGUCGGAAUAUGGUUAAGUUCAUUAAGCAAAAAUGUGUUGUUAAAUUUUUAAGUUUAUUAUUCAGCUAUGGUUUGCUAAAAAUAGUACAAAUAACAUCUUUCUGGCAUUUUUUGUGUGAACAUUUGUUGGCAAAUCAUUUGUAUUUCCAUAAUGUAUUAGCAUCAAAGUUUGUAUGGAAUAGAUGCACUUGGCAAAUUAUCGUGUUAUUUAGGGGUUUGGGUCACCUUUCAUUUUGAACUGAAAAUGUUUAUGAAGGAUAAACUUCAAUCUUUCAUUACAAUGGAUAGAUUUGUAUUGUUUGUAAUAUUUCUAUGCUGGUUUUUAAUAAUGUAUUUAUUAAUAAGUAUAUUAAGAAAAUAACUUAAGAAUCUAGAUACUCAUUUCCCUAUAUAAGUAUGAUAGUUUUGCCAAAUGUUGUCCAAUAUUAAAAAUAAACUAUUAUGGUAAGAUGAAACUAUA
Messenger RNA from Procambarus clarkii (red swamp crayfish), 2438 nucleotides. The record is from RefSeq and is a predicted model, not a curated record. NCBI's taxonomy places the organism in Eukaryota, Metazoa, Arthropoda, Malacostraca, Decapoda, Cambaridae.